CUGGUUCGUUUCGUUUCGUUCCGUUUCGUUCCGUUUCGUUAGAUUCUUUGCCCGCGAUGGGGGAGGCCAGCAGCGGUGCUUCCACGGCUUCCGGCGGCAGCAAAAAGGCGGCGGGAGGCGGAAGCGGUGCGGCCUCCACCCACAGGGGGAGCCGCUCGGCGGGUCCGGGCCCCGAUGGGAAAGCCGCCGGCACCAAGAAGCGGUCCCGGAGCGAGACCCCCAGCGGAAGCAACGCGGAGGGCCCGGCGCAUCUUUCCCCGAAGGGAUCGGCCCCCGACGAGACGGGCCCCCCGCACGGAAGCACCAAGAAGAAGAAAAAGACCGCGGGGAGCGACCUCGGCGGCGGCAGCGGCGGACAGCCCCCGGCCGAACCGUCCCGGUCCUCCUACCGGGACGAGAUCGCGAGCGCCUCGUCCGAGGCCAUCGAGGAGCUCCUCUCCUCCUCCCUGUAUCGGAUGACGGACGGGAUCCCGGUGCGGGAGCUCAGGCUCGUCGUCUCCGAGGCCGAGGCCUGCGAGGCCGCCCUCGAGGCCGAGCUGGGGAUCCUGGCCAGGGCCAUUGCGAGGGAAACGCAGCGAGGGGCCACGGCUUGCGGUGGGGGAUCCGGCCCGGCGGAAGGGCCGGCGCAACCACCAGCAAAACCACAAACAAAAGCAAAAACCACGGAAGAGGCCGCGCCGAGCCCGGAGGAAGAAAAGGCACUCUUGGCGAUGCUCGGGGCGGAGUUCACACCCCCGGACGCCCACUGGACCCUCUCGGCGCUCCUGGGGCGCCUGCGGCACGAGCUGACCACCCCCCUGCCGCCGUCCAGCCAGCUCCCGGCGCACCGGGAAAAGAACCACCUCACCCAGCUGGCCCAGAGCGUGGGGAUCGCCUCGCAGUAUUCCAGCGCCAGGAGAAAGGCACACCCGAGCGGCAAUGCCACCGGCAGCAACACCAACACCAACACCAACACCAACACCAACACCAACAACACCAACACCAAUAGCAAUAGCAGCAAUAGCAACAACACCAGCAGCAAUAACAAGCAGGCAACGGCGACCGCCACCGAGGCCGCAAACGCGGUGCCCUCCGCUGGAACCACUGGCGGGGGCCAACCCGGGGACACCAGCGAGCUCUCCCAGUUCCGGCGGCUGGGGUCCCUCCCGGGCUACCCCGAGUACACCCGCGAACACGCCUCGAACGAAAAACUCCUGGGCCUCUGCAAGAAAAUCUACAACUACCGGAGCUCCCUCGUCUUUCGCAAGCCCGUCAACCCGACCGACGCACCGGGCUACACGGAACGGAUCAAGUUCCCGAUGGACAUCUCGCUCAUCCGCAAGCUCGUCCUCUCGGGGCACAUCCGGACCUACGAGGGAAUCCUCCGGCAGGUCCACCUCAUCGGCCACAACUGCGUCAAGUACAACGGGAGGGAGUCGGACUACGCCCUGGUCACGCGCGAGUUCGAGAGCGUCGCGACGGAAUACGUCUGGACGGCCGUCAUACGGGAGGCCAGGGGGUGGGGCGGCCGGGGGGGGYACAGCCGAACGACCUCGCCGAUGCCCGGGGCAGCUCCCGCACCGGCGGCGAACCCAACCCCCGCUGCUUCGGCCACCGCCCCCCGGCCCGCGGGUGCCCCCGGGAAGGCCCCGGGCACGGGCGGAAGGGCGGCGCUUCCCGGGGGAGCCACCGGGGUUCCGGCGGCGGCGCCGGCCGCAUCGGCGGGGGGAAACACCGGGAUCCGAAAGGAGCAGGGCGGUGCCUCCGCGCCGUAAACAAAGCGGAGGCUACGUGCCGGGCGCGGCCCGGUGCGGUGCUGGCACUCUCCGAGGCCACGCGCACCAGCGUGUGGGUGCUACCAGAGCGCCGCUCGGCGCUGCCUGCCGGCACGAAAGAAGAUCGUCGUCRAUUCGUGUAUGUACAUAAAGUA
Pseudo-nitzschia multistriata is the source of this 1909-nucleotide messenger RNA. The record is from the annotation of a GenBank genome assembly. NCBI's taxonomy places the organism in Eukaryota, Bacillariophyta, Bacillariophyceae, Bacillariales, Bacillariaceae.